Messenger RNA from Thlaspi arvense, 906 nucleotides. The record is from the annotation of a GenBank genome assembly. NCBI's taxonomy places the organism in Eukaryota, Viridiplantae, Streptophyta, Magnoliopsida, Brassicales, Brassicaceae.
AUGUUGAUUGUUAUCUUUGUGACUCUUUUUGUGACAGCGACUUUGCAUCAGCCGCCUUCGGUGAUAGCUCUGGACGUCCACCUCCUUCGUCAGCUAGCUGCAAAGCACAAUGUAACAACAAUGCUUGUGUUUGGAGAUUCUAGUGUUGAUCCUGGAAACAAUAAUUUCCUUAAUACUGAUAUGAAAGGAAAUUUUCCACCUUAUGGUGGAAAUUUCAUAAACCAUAAAUCUACCGGAAGAUUAUGCGACGGAUUACUCGCACCUGAUUUUAUCGCGGAGGCCAUGGGCCACCCGCCCAUACCGGCUUUUCUUGAUCCAACACUAACCCAAGCCGAUCUACCUCGCGGUGCAAGUUUUGCCUCGGCUGGUUCUGGUUAUGACGAUCUUACAGCUAAUAUAUCCAACGUGUGGAGUUUCUCGACGCAAGCCAAUUACUUUUUGCAUUACAAAAUUCACCUCAAUAAAUUGGUUGGUCCAUUAGAGAGCUCGAAAAUGAUCAAGAAUGCGAUAUUUCUUCUAAGUAUGGGAACAAAUGACUUUCUUCAAAAUUACUUAGUCGAUUUUACUCGACAAAAGCAAUUUACAGUUGAACAAUACAUCGACUUUCUCUCCUCCCGUAUGCUUUACGACGCCAAGAUGUUACGUAGACUUGGCGCUAGAAGGUUGGUGGUGGUAGGAGUUCCUCCCAUGGGAUGCAUGCCCCUAAUAAAAUACCUUAGAGGGCAAAAGACUUGCGUUGAUCAAUUAAACCAAAUCGCUUUCUCCUUCAACUCAAAAAUUAUCAAGAAUCUCGAGCUUCUGCAAUCUAAAAUCGGUUUGAAAACUAUUUACGUUGAUGCCUAUUCUACCAUCCAAGAAGCCAUUAAAAACCCAAGAAAAUUUGGUGAGAGCACGGAUCAACUUUGA